GAGAGAGAGAGAAAGAGAGAGAGAGAGAGAAUCAUAUUCCCUUCUUUCUAAGGAAACAGACAAAAGGACACUGGUGUAAAACUUCCCCAAACAAUUCAAUAGGAGGAAGUGCUCGUCACUGACUUUUUCCCCCCACCAUGAAGGCACAUUUCCUUUCUAGUCUUUGCUUCUCUUAUCUGGGAGAAUUUUUUGCCCCCAGUGAAACAUGAACAGCUGUUAACUGGAAAAUGGAGGCAGAAUUGUACGUGGUGGUUCUUACCUGCGUGAUCUUCGGAGGCUCAGAGGGGUUUCAGAUUGUUCAUGUCCAGAAACAAGUGUGCCUUUUAAAAACUGAGAUAGUGGCCAUAGGCUCUUGUAAUGGCACCAACCAGAACCAGCAGUGGAUGUGGACUGAGGAAGCAAAGCUCCUUCAUGUAAAGUCAGCAUUGUGCCUGGGCGUCUCCAAUUCAUCAACUGGUACUACCCGAUCAGUCACCUUUGCCCCCUGCUCCCAGGCACCCCAGUGGACGUGCUAUGCAAAUGACGGGUACCUUGAGGUUGGAAAUACUUCUCUCUUUCUCAAGAAACAUAGCUUUAAAGUAGUGGUCAAGAAGGGCAGGAAGUACCUCCAUAGCUGGAUGAAAAUGGAUGUCAACAAGGAAGGAAAAUCAGUUCGUGAACGACUCUGCUCUAAAAAAGCUGGCCUGGGAACAGAAGUUUCAGUAAGAAGCAUUAGAAACACUGCUGCUCCCCAAAUCCCCACCACAUUCCAUGUGGUUCCGUAUAGCCUGGCUCAGCUGACUAGAAAUACCACAGAGAUCUUUAUGAGAAGGACCACCGAAAACUACAAUCAAAACAGCAGCCUGAAGUAUCACCCCACUCCACCGACGACUGGAAUUCCAGAUACAUCUUGGGUUCCCUGGACUACUCCACCCUUCUCCCAGACCACCACAGAGACUGUUCUGGGGGAGCCACUGAGAUGUAACUUCACCCUGACUGAGUCCAGGGUCUCCAACCAGUCCGCGUUUCUUCAGUGGAGGACUUGGGGCUCAUCCUGUAACUUUAGCCUCGUCUACAGCAGUGACACCUCGGGGGCCACGUGGGCCCACCCUGUUAGGAUUGACAACAAUACCUAUGGAUAUAACCCCACGGAUCUACAAGCGGGAACCACCUAUAAUUUCAGGAUUGUUUCUCUGGAUGGAGAAGAGAGAACCGUGGUCCUGCAGACAGAUCCUUUACCUCCUUCUAGGUUUGAAUUUAGUAAAGAGAAGACUACUUCAACCAGCUUACAUGUUUGGUGGACACCUUCUUCUGGAGAAGUCACUGGAUAUGAAUUGCAGUUAUUUGCUGAUGCCCAAAAGAUACAAGAUAUCCAAAAUCCAGAAUUUACUUCAAGGAAUGAUCACACAUUUUUCAACCUCACUGCCGGAAACAAAUACAUUAUUGCCAUCACUGCUCUUUCUGGAGACAAACGUUCCUCAACAAUUUAUACCAAUGGAUCAACAGUGCCUUCCCCUGUGAAAGAUAUUCAUAUUUCAUCAAAAACUAAUUCUCUCCUGGUUUCCUGGUCCCCUGGCUCUGGGAAUGUGGAAAAAUACCAGCUGCUGCUAAUGGAUAAAGGAAUCGUCGUUCAAGACAGUGUUGUAGAACCAUCUGCCACUUCCUACACUUUUCAAGGGCUGAGCCCUGGCCACCUGUACAACCUCACAGUUUUGGCCGAGGUUGCAGGGCUACAGAACUACAAAUGGAAACUGGCCAGGACAGCCCCCAUGGAAGUCUCAUAUCUGAAGGUGACAAAUGAUGGCUCUUUGACCUCUCUGAAAGCCAAAUGGCAAAGACCUCCUGGAAACGUGGAUUCCUACAACAUCACCCUUUCUCACCAAGGGACCAUCAAAGAAUCCAGAAUGUUAGCACCUCAGAUUACUGAAACUUAUUUUAAAGACUUAACCCCUGGACGCUUGUAUCAAGUUACCAUCAGCUGUGUCUCAGGUGAACUGUCUGCGCAGAAGAUGGCCAUGGGCAGAACAGUUCCAGAGAAAGUUGGAAACCUGGAGGCAAAUGGCAAUGGUUCCAUGAAGUCCCUCGUAGUGAGCUGGUCGCCCCCUGCUGGAGACUGGGAGCAGUAUCGUAUCUUGCUCUUUAAUGAAUCUUUAAUGAUGCUGAACACAACAGUGAGGAAGGAAGAAACACACUAUGUCAUCGAUGGCAUGGGACUCAUACCAGGAAGACAAUAUGAAGUGGAAGUCACUGUUGAGAGUGGAAAUCUGAAAAAUUCUAAACGCUGCCAUGGCAGAACAGUCCCCCUGGCUGUCCUCCAACUUCGUGUUAAACAUGCCAAUGAGACCUCACUAAGUGUCAUGUGGCAGACCCCUGUAGCAGAAUGGGAGAAAUACAUCAUCUCACUGGUCGACAGAGACCUCUUACUCAUCCACAAGUCACUCCCCAAAGAUGUCAAAGAAUUCACUUUUACUGACCUGGUGCCUGGACGAAAAUACAUAGCUACAGUCACUAGUAUUAGUGGAGACUUAAAAAAUUCAUCUUCAACAAAAGGAAGAACAGUGCCUGCCCAAGUGACAGGCUUGCAUGUGGUCAAUCAAGGAACAACCAACAGCCUAUUUACUAACUGGACCCGAGCCCUGGGCGACAUAGAAUUCUACCAAGUCUUACUGAUCCAUGAAAAUGUGGUCAUCAAAAAUGAAAGUGUCUCCAGUGAGACCAGCAAGUACAGCUUCCACGCUCUCAAAUCAGGCAGCCUCUACUCUGUGGUGGUCACAACAGUGAGUGGCGGGAUCUCUUCCCGACAAGCGGUGGUGGAGGGAAGGACAGUCCCUUCCAGUGUGAGUGGUGUCACAGUGAACAACUCUGGGCGUAGUGACUACCUGGGCAUCUCCUGGCUGCCGGCUCCGGGGGACGUGGAUAACUACGUAGUGACCCUCGCCCAUGGCAGCACGGUAGUCCAGUCGCUCGUUAUUGCCAAAUCUGUCAGCGAAUGUUCCUUCAGCAACCUUGUACCCGGGCGCCUCUACAACGUGACUGUAACUACAAGGAGUGGCAAGUACGAAAAUUACACAUUCAGCCAAGAGCGGACAGUGCCUGACAAGGUCCAGGGUGUCAGCAUCAGCAACUCGGCUAGGAGUGACUACUUAAAGGUGUCCUGGAUGCAUGCCACAGGAGACUUCGAUCACUAUGAAGUCACCAUUAAAAACAAAAACAACUUCAUUCAAACUAAAAGCAUCCCUAAGUCUGAAAAUGAGUGUGUGUUUGUUAAACUAGUCCCUGGACGAUUGUACAGUGUUACUGUCAGUACAAAGAGUGGACAGUAUGAAGCCAGUGAACAAGGGAAUGGGAGAACAAUCCCUGAGCCUGUUAAAGAUCUAACCUUGCGAAAUCGGAGCACUGAAGACCUGCAGGUGACUUGGUCACGAGCUGAUGGGGAUGUUGACCAGUAUGAGAUACAGCUGCUCUUCAAUGAUAUGAAAGUAUUUCCUCCUUUUCACCUUGUGAACACAGCCACGGAGUAUCGCUUUACUUCCCUCACCCCAGGGCGCCAGUAUAAAAUCCUUGUCUUGACCAUCAGUGGAGAUGUACAGCAAUCAACCUUCAUCGAAGGCCUCACGGUUCCAAGCACUGUCAAAAAUAUUCACAUUUCUCCCAAUGGGGCAACAGAUAGCCUAACAGUGAACUGGACUCCUGGUGGGGGAGAUGUUGAUUCCUACACGGUGUCAGCCUACAGGCAGAAUCAAAAGGUUGAGUCCCAGACGAUCCCCAAGCAUGUCUCUGAGCACACGUUCCACAGACUGGAGGCCGGAGAACAGUAUCAGAUUGUGGUUGCCUCUGUCAGUGGCUCUCUGAAGAACCAGAUAGAGGCUCUGGGGCGGACAGUCCCAGCAUCUGUCCAGGGAAUUUCUGCAGACAAUGCAUAUAGCAGCCAUUCCUUGAUAGUAAGCUGGCAAAAAGCAGUUGGCGUGGCAGAAAGAUAUGAUAUCCUGCUUCUAAGUGAAAAUGGGAUCCUCCUGAGUAACACAUCUGAGCCAGAAACUAUCAAGCAACACAAAUUUGAAGACCUAAUACCAGGAAAGAAAUACAAGAUCCAGAUUCUAACUGUCAGUGGUGGCCUUUUUAGUAAGGAAGCCCAAACAGAAGGACGAACAGUUCCAGCAGCUGUGACCAAUCUGAGGAUCACAGAGAACUCCACCAGACACUUGGCCUUCACCUGGACUGCCUCUGAAGGGGAGCUCAACUGGUACAACAUCUUCCUGUACAACCCAGAUCGAACCCUUCAGGAGAGAGCUCAAGUGGACCCACAAGUCCAGAGCUUCUCUUUCCAGAACUUGCUACAAGGCCGGAUGUACAAAUUGGUCAUUGUAACUCACAGUGGGGAACUGUCCAAUGAGUGUUUUAUAUUUGGUAGAACAGUUCCAGCCACUGUGAGUAAUCUUAAGGGAUCUAAUCGGAACAUGACAGAUAGCCUCUGGUUUAGCUGGAGCCCAGCGUCGGGGGACUUUGACUUUUAUGAGUUGAUUCUCUACAAUCCCAAUGGUACAAAGAAGGAAAACUGGAAAGAUAAGUCUCUGACGGAAUGGCGUUUCCGUGGCCUGGUUCCUGGAAGGAAGUACACACUGUGGGUGGUAACUCACAGUGGAGAUCUCAGCAACAAAGUCAUCGGCGAGAGCAGAACAGCCCCAAGUCCUCCAAGUCUUAUGUCAUUUGCUGAUGUUGCAAACACAUCUUUAGCUAUCACCUGGAAAGUACCCCCAGAUUGGACAGACUACGAUGACUUUGAGCUGCAGUGGUCUCCCAAAGAUACGCUCACUGUCUUCAACCCCUACAGCACCAAAAAAUCAGAAGGACGCAUUAUGUACGGUCUUCGUCCAGGAAGAUCUUAUCAAUUUAGUGUCCAGACUGUGAGUGGUGAUUCCUGGAGAACCUAUAGCAAGCCAGUUUUUGGAUCCGUGAGGACAAAGCCAGACAAGAUACAAAACCUGCACUGCCGGCCGCAGAACUCCACGGCCAUUGCCUGUUCCUGGAUCCCACCCGAUUCUGACUUCGACGGGUAUAGCAUCGAAUGCCGGAAAAUGGACACCCAAGAAGUUGAAUUCUCCAGGAAGCUGGAGAAAGAGAAGUCUCUGCUCAACAUCAUGAUGCUAGUGCCCCAUAAGAGAUACCUGGUGUCCAUCAAGGUGCAGUCGGCCGGCGUGACCAGUGAGGUGGUGGAAGACAGUACCAUCACAAUGAUUGACCGCCCCCCUCCUCCACCUCCACACAUUCGUGUGAAUAAAAAGGAUGUGCUAAUUAGCAAAUCUUCUAUCAACUUCACUUUCAACUGCAGCUGGUUCAGCGACACCAAUGGAGCUGUGAAAUACUUCACAGUGGUGGUGAGAGAGGCCGAUGGCAGUGAGGACCUGAAGCCUGAACCUCAGCAUCCUUUGCCCUCCUACCUGGAGUACAGACACAAUGCCUCCAUUCAAGUGUAUCAGACCAAUUACUUUGCCAGCAAAUGUGCCGAAAGUCCUGACAGCAACUCUAAGAGUUUUAACAUUAAACUGGGAGCAGAGAUGGAGAGCCUGGGUGGAAAAUGUGAUCCGGACGAGCAAAAAUUUUGUGACGGGCCACUGAAGCCACGCACUGCCUACAGAAUCAGCAUUCGGGCUUUUACACAGCUGUUUGAUGAAGACCUGAAGGAAUUCACAAAGCCCCUCUAUUCAGACACAUUUUUCUCUUUGCCAAUCACCACUGAGUCAGAGCCUUUGUUUGGUGUCAUCGAGGGUGUGAGUGCUGGCCUGUUCUUAAUUGGCAUGCUGGUGGCUGUCAUCGCCUUAUUCAUCUGCCGGCAGAAAUCAAGCCAUGGCCGGGAUCGGCCUUCAGCCCGCCUAAGCAUCCGCAGGGACCGACCAUUAUCUGUCCACUUGAACCUGGGCCAGAAGGGGAACCGGAAAACUUCUUGCCCUAUAAAAAUACACCAGUUUGAAGGACACUUCAUGAAGCUGCAGGCUGACUCCAACUACCUUCUAUCCAAGGAAUAUGAGGACUUAAAAGAUGUGGGUCGGAACCAGUCAUGUGAUAUCGCACUUCUGCCAGAGAAUAGAGGAAAGAAUCGAUACAACAAUAUAUUGCCCUAUGAUGCGUCUCGAGUGAAGCUUUCCAACGUGGAUGAUGAUCCGUGCUCUGACUACAUCAACGCCAGCUACAUCCCUGGCAACAACUUCCGAAGGGAAUACAUUGCGACUCAAGGGCCUCUUCCUGGCACCAAGGAUGACUUCUGGAAGAUGGCGUGGGAACAGAAUGUCCACAACAUUGUCAUGGUGACCCAGUGUGUGGAGAAAGGCCGAGUCAAGUGUGACCACUACUGGCCAGCAGACCAGGAUUCUCUCUACUAUGGUGACCUCAUCCUGCAGAUGCUCUCCGAGUCCGUGCUACCCGAGUGGACCAUCCGGGAAUUCAGGAUAUGCAGUGAGGAACAGCUCGACAUGCACAGAGUCAUCCGCCACUUCCACUACACAGUGUGGCCAGACCACGGCGUCCCAGAGACCACCCAGUCCCUGAUCCAGUUUGUGAGAACUGUAAGGGAUUUCAUCAACAGAAGCCCCGGGGCUGGGCCCACCGUGGUGCACUGCAGUGCUGGUGUUGGCCGAACAGGGACAUUUAUCGCACUGGACCGAAUCCUGCAGCAGCUAGACUCCAAGGACUCUGUAGACAUUUAUGGAGCAGUGCAUGACCUGAGACUUCACAGAGUGCACAUGGUCCAGACUGAGUGUCAGUAUGUGUACCUACAUCAGUGUGUAAGAGAUGUCCUCAGAGCACGGAAGUUACGGAGUGAACAAGAAAAUCCCUUAUUUCCAAUCUACGAAAAUGUGAAUCCAGAGUAUCACAGAGACAUGGGCUACUCAAGGCACUGAGAAUGUACCUGAAGAUUCUCCUGGAGGAAAAAAAUCUACUCUGUAUGAUUUUAAAACAUACAAACAAAAGCCCUUGCUCCAUGCCUUACAUAGGUGCCAGCAAUUUCUGUUGAUACUAUGUAUAAUUUAUUAAUCUGGAGAAUUUUUAAGAAUUUAUGUAAUUUAAAGGUAACAGAUAUUAUUGUAUAUAGUUGUAUUUUGUAGUUUCUUCUGUAAAUAUGUAUUUUUUCAUACUGUUGAAUAUUAAGCAUUACAUAAGGUCUAUUUUUUUUCCACACCAAAGUGUUCAUGGAUUGAUCUACAUAAGCUAAUUCAGCCUCCAUGCUAGGACUACAAGUCAGAUAUCUGUGGCAGUGGUUUCAGGGGAGAUCCCUUGGGCCACAGUCUUUACUUGUGAAAUUUCUGGAAUGGUAAGGCAGGGCUGGAGAGAGUUAAGAGUAUGGCUGACUUGGCUGCAGUGCUGCUCUGUAAUUCUGGGUAUUCGAUGCUAUCUGAUACAAAUACAAAUAGAUACAAAUAGAAUUGCCAUCAAAUGAAUGGGGAAAUGGUGCCUGGAAAGUCACCCAGCACCAGAUCUAAAAGGUGGCUGUGCCUAAACUAUUUCGCCCCCUUUCUCCUGCCAGAGUUUAAGCCAAAAUGGUGAGUUUAGGGACUGCAUGUAAGCCCAGCUGCAGGGCUGAGGACUCAGAGAGAAGGAUCCAAAUCAAAGGGAGGAAUUAUUAAGAACAGUACUUCCUGUGCUCUUGACUGGGAACAUACUGCACGUGCCAACCAUAAUAAAAGGAGAUGAUUCCCUGUGUUCAGAGCGUGACAUCACCCUAUAUAUCCACCCUAUCAAGUCAGUGUGGGACAGGGACAUGCACUGCAUCUUCCAUGGGGCUGUGUUCCUGGAAGAGUCCACAUGGAGAUGAACAGAUUCAGUUUUCCCAUUUAAAGAGAGUCUGGUGGCAGAUUGUACUCUGGAUCCAAGGACCUAAUAUCAACAUUUUCAUAGGCCUGUCCAUAAAUAUCACAUCUCUCUCAUUUCAAAGACAGGCAGCAAACACAAACCUCGGUGGUGUCUAGUGGAAAACUUUCCAAAAGACUUCUAGUGAAUGGUCAAGGUCAAAAUAUGAAGUUGUUACUCUGUUUUGUUUAAUGUAAAAGGCACUCUACCAGGUUUCUCUGCAAUAUUUAUACCUGUUUAUGCUAUAACAGGGCUAGAGCAAUAGCACAGUGGGUAGGGUGUUUGCCUUGCACGCAGCCAACAUGGCCGACCUGGGUUUGAUUCCUCCCCCCCUCUCGGAGAGCCUGGCAAGCUGCCAAGAGUAUCUCGCCCGCACAGCAAAGCCUGGCAAGCUACCCAUGAUGUAUUUGAUAUGCCAAACACAGUAACAGCAAAGUCUCACACUGGAGACGUUACUGGGCCUGCUCAAGAAAAUCGAUGAACCAUGGGAGGAUAGUGACAGUGACAGUGAUCCUAUAAAAUAUUUCAAUGAGGUAAAAUGAGGACAUUGAUUCCUUGAGGUUCAGUCCUGAAGACUCCCUGGGAAAAAUUUGAAAAAGCAUCUGUACUGUGGAAUCCUCCUGGUUACAUGAGAAAAUAUGCUUCUCUCUCUCUCUCUCUCUCUCUCUCUCUCUCUCUCUCUCUCUCUCUCUCUCUCUCUCUCUCUCUCCAGACUUAAGUAGACAUCAUAUUUGUUGGUUACAUAGCUGCACAUUUGCAGGGAGGGUACAUUUCUUUUAAAAAUACAUAAUUUUGCUACUUCUCACAAAGUCCCAUAUGUAAUAUAACGGGUGUGACUGGCAUAGCAUUAAAUAUACCUGAGCUAGUUAUAUAAACCUAUUUUCAAACUGGAAAUUUUUCCUAGGACUAUUUGAAAUUUAAAAACAAAGUUAAAAAAAACUUUGCAAGGUUGGAUGUGAAGAAGAAGGUUCUAAGUUUUCACAGUGCUGAGCACCCUUGUGAAACAGCAGGAUUAGACUCUUAUUCUGUCUCAGGGAACCAGGUAGAUCUUUUGAAAAUGGAAAGGAAUGACAUGUUUGUAAAUGUGGCAAGCAUAUCACUAGGGAGAUUUAUGCGGUGUGCUGUCAAUUAGAAAUAACUUUUCCUACAUUUGUAAAUAUAAUUUUGAAUGAACAUGGCUCAGUGCAUAUUAAUACAUAGAAAGACAAAUUCAUUUUUGGCUUUUCAUUGAUUCUAUAAACUUUUAGGAAAAGCCUACAACCUGCUUGAUGGCAUCCUAGAAAUGAUAUGUUUUGUAAUACAAAGAGAAUGCGUCCUCACCAUAAAGUUAGGGUUAUAGUCUUUAUUUCCAGUCGAGCUUGAAAAGGGACUCAGCAGUGUAAUAACCAAGGAAUCCCGGAGCCAGAGCAAUAGUACAGCUGGUAGGGCACUUUCCUUGCACACGCUGAACAAGUUUCGAUCCUCAGCACCCCAUAUGGUUCUGCAAGCCUGCCAAGAGUGAUCCCUGAGCACAGUAAGCCCCGAGCACUGCCGGGUGUUACCCCAAAACAAUCAAAUAAAUAACUAAGGAGUCCAGGCCAGCAACCCAAAACCUCUCCCACAGUGCAGCUGCUGCUGCAAUUACAGGCAGAUGAUUCUAGGAGAGAGAACAAUUUAUUGCACACACCAGGAAUGAAAACCAUAAAAAUCUACACAUCUGCAAUGGUAAAUAAUGCUGGCAUACCCUGGUCUAUCUGGAGUGGAAUCAGAGCUGUGAAAAUGGAAAUGACAUGGGAAAAUUGUAUGUUCUUUUUAGUCUAGUCCAGGAAAUAUUAAAUUCUACCCUCCACCUGUCUAAUUUUAAAUCUCCUUAGCAACAAAUAUUUCACUAUCUUCUCUCUACUGCCACACACUAAAUACAUAAUUGAUUUAUUUAUUAAAUUUAGGAGGAAAAAGAAAGUUUCCUUGACAUUCAGCUUGAUUGGUUGGAUUUUAAUUUCAUCUCAUCACAGCCUAGGACUUGGUAAACACCCAUUUCCUGCCAUGGUGGGCUUCCUGUGUGUGCACCUGUGUGAACACACUAAUCAUCAGGGCUUCAAAGUGCUCUUGAGCUAUCAAAUCUUGGGAGAGUCCUGUCUUGCAUCUUAAUAAUAAUUCAUCCAGGUUCUUUAUAAUUAACUCCUUUAAUCUCUACUCAUUAAAUCAAUUUUGUGUUAUCAUUCCGUUGUUUUCUGGGUUAGAGCAAACUUCUCAGCUCUUGAAUCAGAUUUUUCAAAGACUCAUCUCUCUAUCUGGGCUUAUACACAUUUCCCCUAACUCAGUCACCAUUCCUUAAUAUUUCUGAGUCCACUUUUUCACUUGUCCUUUUCUUUCAUUUCAGUUAUCUCUGAUUUACAAUGAUGUUUACUGAUGUUGGUUUUGGGGUUUUUUGUUUUUUUUUGUUUUACUUUUGCAGUACAGGGGAUUAAACCCAGGGCCUCACACAUAAAAGGCAACUUCCCUAUCACUGAGCUACAUCCCUGACCCCCCCUUUUCCAUUUUGAAGAUAUUUGCUUUCCUAGACAAAUAUGACUUUCUUUUCUGUUGAUUUUAUCUCCUAUGGACCCAUUGGUAUUUUUAUAAACUUUUCUGGCUUCAUAUUAGAAAAAGAAAUGGUCAUUUUUAAAUAGUGCAAUGUCUUUCUAGCACUCGGACAUUUGGGAACAGUCUUUCACUGAUUUUGUUAUCAACUCUUAAAAUGAAUCCCCAAGCAACAUGGAAAAAAAAACCCGUAGUAUUAGAUCACUAAACAGCUGUUCGUCAAUACAAAAAUAGGCCUUAUAUGUUUUACUUCAUACUCCAAUUCUCUUCCCUUAAUGUUUCUUAUAUUAACAGGAUCCAGUUUCCUAUAAUGAUAAGCACUCCCAAUAAUUCUUGCAAUAAAAUGAUCAGCCAUAUAUCAACUUCUCAUUUUCUUAACUUUCUGAUUAUUUUUUUCUGGUUAGAUUCCUGAAAUUAUAAAUCAGCCUGAUUUGUUUGAUGGGUGGCAUGACUGAGAUCCAACUCAGUGCUGUUCUGGAGUUUUACUCUCUAACUUGCGUCCAAUCCAAGUCCAUCUAGUAAAACAAUAGUUAACCAUUUGUUUGUUUGAGGUAGUGGUUCAAGGAUUUUCCAGGUUCCAUUUUAUUGAAAAACUGAAAGUAAUUGACCUAUCAAGACAGUGGAAAAAGAAUCAGAUCCUCCUUCAACAAGUUCACAGUUAAAGAAUAGAGUGAAUGUGGGGGGGGGGGGGGAGGGAAACGAGGGUAGAAUCAUAGUGGAAAAUAUCAUUAUUAGCCCAAAGGCACUGGUACAUUUCUGAGUACUUUUAACCCAAGACUUUGAAUCACAUGAAGACAUUCAUCACAUGAAAAUAUUCAGAGAAUGUUUAAUAGAAAAGUAAAAUAUGUAAACCAAGACUAUGGAAAACAAGCAAAAUGAUACCAAAAGAGGAAAAUAUUUGAAAAGAAGGAUUGUGCAAGAUGUCAGGAGAAAAAGAAAAUGGCAUUCCUUGUGUCUAGACUGUCCUAUGAAAAUGUCACAUCUUUUCAUUAGGACAUAUCAUUUUUUGGAGGUUCACUUUGACUACAUUAGUCAGAUGAUUUACCAAAAUGAAUUGAAUCGCUAGUUUUAUAAAUUCACUGAAGAUGGAGUUUCCAGACACACUUUGAUUCUUAAAGUGGUUGAUGCCUUUGAAAAUGUUUGGUCUUUUUAGUUAAAAUGCCGGGUAAUGUUUGAUAUAGCCAUAACAGCAAAAAUUCGUCCUGUUCUAAAAAUGUUUCCAGCAAUAGAAAUAUUUCUAAAUAAAAGGAUCCUCUUGACUUAUAGGGAGGCUCCCCAGAAAUAAAUGUAUGCAACCGCAAGAAAGGAAUUUUGGUUUUUUUAAGUGUCUGUACAGAGACGCCCAAGAAAUGAGGAAAUUGUGGGUGAAUGUUCCUAAGGUGGAGGCUUAUGUAAUGAAAAUAAGAGAUCUAUUAACAGAUUUACCAAAGAUUAUUUUCAUAACCUAUGUGCCAAUGAAAUGAUCUUAUAUAAGAUGCCAAAAUAAGUUCUUCCAAACAGUGAAGAUCGACAAAUGUGUUAUGUCCCUUCUAGAAUAUUCACAAGUCAAGGGUAGUUGUGGUUGAUAUUUGCCUUAAAUCAUUUCUUUCCAGGAUUACCAUCUUCAUACAAAAAACAAGUUUUCUUGGGGCUGGGAAUGUUGUAUUUUAAUAGCUGAGUAUGUAGAUAAAUAAUUCAACAAGAAAGGAGCACAUGUAAUCAUGCUGGUGGGAGUCUAGCGGAGCCUGAAGGUGUGUGCAGGUCAGCGGGGGUGCAUGUGUAGCCUUCAAAGGCACCACCUCCUGCUCUGGUCCGGGUGGCAAGGACCCGCUUGCCUGGCACCAGACCUUUCACCUGACAGUUGCUGAGCUCUGUUCCCCUGUGCUGGGCUCCUCCUUGGCUUAUCACUUUUGCAAGGACGAGGACCCAAUCUUUCAUCCCUCCUCUCCUACCUGGGAGAAAUUAACACAAAGCUCAACAGUCGUUCAGCAAAUACAUUUUGAGUGGGAAUUGCUCCCGACCCUACACGUCGGGUAUAAAGAUUGUCAGUGACUGAUGCUCUUGUCCAUGGACAUUCAUCUGACGGUUCCUUGACUUGUGUAAAGCUUAAAUCAUGUAAAUAAAUACAGCAACUGAACUUAUGUUCUGUAAUAGAGCACUUUUAUAUUUUUACUACCAUGUACUCUUUUGCUGAAGAUAUGUUUAUUUAAAAUGGCAGUAGAUUAAUCUAUUUUUUCAUACCAUAGUAUCUACCCACAAUAUUGUUAACCAAUCUCUGUGAAUGAAGAACUUCAUUAGUAUUUCUAUUUAAAGAGUAUAAUUGCCUAAUAUAUUUUCAUACUUAUAAUGAUGGCCAACACAUUAUCUACAGAAUAUCUUAUACUCCUCUGUACAGGAAUAAAAUUGCUAUUUGUUGA
Molecule: messenger RNA, 12776 nt
Organism: Sorex fumeus (smoky shrew)
Lineage: Eukaryota; Metazoa; Chordata; Mammalia; Eulipotyphla; Soricidae
Gene: PTPRB
Product: protein tyrosine phosphatase receptor type B
Exons: 34
Coding region: 228-6875 (2215 amino acids)
Biological process (GO): protein dephosphorylation; angiogenesis
Molecular function (GO): cadherin binding; protein tyrosine phosphatase activity
Source: RefSeq, a predicted model, not a curated record